CGCCGGAGGCCUGAGGGCGGCGGGGGCGGAGCGCGCGGCGGGCGGCGGGCAUGGGCGCGGCGGGCGGCGUGUAGGGGCCGGGCGGGCUGCGGCCGCCACACGCAGGCGGGCCAGGCCGAGGGCCGCGGCGGCGAUGCAGCGGCGGCGGCGGCCCCUUCCCGCCGCGUCCCCGCCGGCCGACGAGGUGCAGUUCUCGGCCGGCCGUUUGGGCUCGGCCGCGGCCGUUCCGGGGAGCGCCGCGCGCAGCACCGAGGAGGAGGAGGAGCGGCUGGAGCGCGAGCACUUCUGGAAGAUCAUCAACGCUUUCCGCUACUACGGCACCAGUAUGCACGAGCGAGUACACCGAACAGAAAGACAGUUUCGAUCACUUCCCGCUAAUCAACAGAAACUACUGCCUCAGUUCCUUCUUCACUUGGACAAGAUCCGAAAAUGUAUUGAUCAUAACCAAGAAAUGCUGCUGACCAUCGUGAAUGAUUGCGUACAUAUGUUUGAAAAUAAGGAAUAUGGAGAAGACGGCAGUGGGAAGAUCACGCCGGCGUCCACGUUCGACAUGGACAAGUUGAAGUCCACACUGAGACAGUUCGUCAGGGACUGGAGCGAGACGGGGAAGGCCGAGAGAGAGGCCUGCUACCAGCCGAUCAUUACAGAGAUUCUAAAAAGCUUCCCCAAAGAGAGAUGGGAUCCUUCUAAAGUGAACAUUCUGGUACCUGGUGCUGGCCUGGGAAGGCUGGCCUGGGAGAUAGCCAUGCUCGGCUAUGCUUGUCAAGGAAACGAGUGGAGCUUUUUUAUGCUGUUUUCUUCCAACUUUGUACUCAACAGAUGCUCUGAAAUUAACAAAUACAAACUUUACCCCUGGAUCCAUCAGUUCAGCAAUAACCGGAGGUCAGCUGACCAGAUCCGACCCAUCUUCUUCCCUGACGUGGACCCGCAUGGCCUUCCUCCUGGGUCCAACUUUUCCAUGACUGCAGGAGAUUUUCAGGAGAUCUAUUCAGAAUGCAAUACCUGGGACUGCAUUGCUACCUGUUUCUUCAUCGACACAGCUCACAAUGUGAUUGAUUAUAUCGAUACAAUAUGGAAAAUACUCAAGCCAGGUGGAAUUUGGAUAAAUUUAGGACCUCUUUUGUACCACUUUGAAAAUUUGGCAAAUGAGCUUUCCAUAGAAUUGAGCUAUGAGGACAUAAAGAACGUUGUUCUGCAGUAUGGAUUCCAAGUAGAGGUGGAAAAGGAAUCUGUCUUGUCAACAUAUACUGUGAAUGAUCUCUCGAUGAUGAAAUACUACUAUGAGUGUGUACUGUUUGUGGUCCGUAAGCCACAAUAAUGGUCUUCAGUGACAUUGCCCAGUAAAAAGUCUAGUAAGAAAAAUACUGAAAUAAACAGCUGAAAAUCAACUAUCUGUGAUGACAGGACACAACCUCAAA
Ochotona princeps (American pika) is the source of this 1418-nucleotide messenger RNA. It is a transcript of the gene CARNMT1, whose product is annotated as carnosine N-methyltransferase 1. Bases 134 to 1318 code for a protein of 394 amino acids. The transcript has 8 exons. Lineage: Eukaryota; Metazoa; Chordata; Mammalia; Lagomorpha; Ochotonidae. Gene Ontology annotation, molecular function: S-adenosylmethionine-dependent methyltransferase activity. The record is from RefSeq and is a predicted model, not a curated record.